UCCCUAUACUCUGAGCCAAGCUGCCUUAGGGAAUAACUGGGCCAGCCUGGCAUAUGAUUCCAUCAACAUAUCCCUGGAUCCCAUUCCAAAACAUUCAUAGUGACCGAGAAGCAGCGAUGACUGAAAUACUGGAGGAGCGGCCUUUCGGCUCGCGGUAUACCAAUGUCUAUCUCUCGAUUUUUGUCCUUUUUUGCUUCAAACUAUUUGUCAAGAUAAUUUUAAACAUUCUGACCCACUUCUACGCGGUUAAAGGAAACCGUAAGGAGGCAGCCCGGAUCGCAGCUGAGUUCUAUGAUUUUGGCCAAGGGCAUAGUUCAUGGGCAGAUCGUUCUCCACUCCAUGAAGCUGCAUGUCAGGGUCGGCUACUGGCCCUUAAGACCCUUCUCUCACAGGGUUACAAUGCAAAUAUCAUCACCAUUGAUCACGUGACUCCACUUCAUGAAGCUUGUCUAGGAGAUCAUGUAGCCUGCGCCAGGGCUCUCAUUGAGGCUGGUGCCAAUGUAAAUGCCACGACCAUUGAUGGUGUGAUCCCGCUGUUUAACGCCUGCUCGGCAGGUAGUGUCACCUGCACAGAGGUGCUGUUAGAACAUGGAGCAAAACCACAGGCAGAAGCGUGUCAGCCUUCACCCAUUCAUGAGGCCUCCAGCAAAGGCAAGGCAGCAUGUGUAGAGGCUCUCAUUGCAUGGGGAGCAGAUGUAGAUUAUGAUAUCCCUCAUCUAGGAACACCGCUUUACAUUGCCUGUGUGUCCCAGGAACUCCAGUGUACACAGAAACUUCUGGAUGGAGGAGCCAAUGUGCAGAAGGGCCGUUUCUUGGACACGCCCCUGCAUGCUGCAGCACAGAAGGAUUGUCCAGAAAUCAUCAGAGUUCUGCUAGAAUUCGGCGCUAAUAUUAACACUCGCAACCUGGAACUACAGAAGCCAGUGGAGACCGCGCCACCGAGCAGUACAGCAGAAGGCAUGCUCCUGCUUUAUGAGGCCACACCAAGGUCUUUAUGUCAGCUGUGUAGACUGAGUAUCCGAAACUACAUGGGCCGAUCCAGACUACAGCUGAUCCCUCACCUCAAACUGCCUACACUUCUCAAGAGUUUUCUGCAGUACAGAUAGACUCUUUAUUCUCUCUGUUUAAGUGCAUUAAUAUAAGAAAUGUACCCACACUUGUUUGAGACUACCAUCGCACAAAAAAACACUAUCAUGCUGGCCAUUCUUUUCACUUCUGAUAAGUUCAAAUGUUUGUGUGUGUUUUUUUUUUUAAAUAAAAUAUAUUUAAUGCAACUAAUGAACAUCACUUAUGUUUUGGUAAAUACUAUCUAAAUGUGUCAUUUGUAACCUGUGCAUUUUGAUCAAUGUUAGCGGCAUGGCUUCUUUGAUACAAAUGUAUCAUCUUGGAAUGAAAUUAUCGUUAUGCCUUGAUAUGGACUGUAUGGUCAACAUUACAAAUUCUCAUUUUAUUAAUCUAAUAAAAAUAAUAAAAUCUAACAAAAUGGAAAUCAAUUCCAGUAGUAUUCACAAAAUCUGAUGCUAUCAUGGUUUUCACAGUUAUCUCUUAACAUUGCACACUUCAAAAGUGAUGUGUAUAAAACUUUUAAUGGUACACUACUGGUAAGAUUCAAUCUAAUACUUUUUGCAUUGCAUUUGCCAAUACAAAUAAACAAAAUAAGUGAA
This is a messenger RNA of Xyrauchen texanus (razorback sucker), 1664 nucleotides long. RefSeq names its product ankyrin repeat and SOCS box protein 5-like. NCBI's taxonomy places the organism in Eukaryota, Metazoa, Chordata, Actinopteri, Cypriniformes, Catostomidae. The transcript is spliced from 7 exons. The coding region runs from base 54 to 1106 and encodes 350 amino acids. Gene Ontology annotation, molecular function: protein binding. The record is from RefSeq and is a predicted model, not a curated record. Gene Ontology annotation, biological process: intracellular signal transduction; protein ubiquitination; positive regulation of protein catabolic process.